Molecule: messenger RNA, 477 nt
Organism: Plasmodium knowlesi strain H
Lineage: Eukaryota; Apicomplexa; Aconoidasida; Haemosporida; Plasmodiidae
Product: calcium-binding protein, putative
Exons: 1
Coding region: 1-477 (158 amino acids)
Molecular function (GO): calcium ion binding
Source: RefSeq, a predicted model, not a curated record
AUGGAGGAACAACAGCGAGGGAAGAAAAAAAACGAAAGCAGUUACAAAUUCCUAAACGCGGAUGAAAUAAAUAACCUGGAGUACAUUUUCAACAAAAUGAAGAGGGACGAAAAUGAAAGCGUCACGAUUCAGAAUGUACAAAAAUUUCUCCGUGAAAAUCAUAAUAAAGACAUUUCGGAUGACCUGUUAGAUUUUUUUCACAUGUAUGGAAGCACCAUCAAUCUGGAGGACUUCCUCACCGCGCUCAAUUGUGAUAUAAACAAAUUCAAGUCCAAGGAGAAAAUAAGAAGUUUGUUCGACUUGUUAGACACCUCCAAAAGGGGCUAUAUAUCGACUAGGAGCUUCAUACAGGCGGCCAAGGAAUUUGAAAAUGAAUUCAGUGAGGAAACCCUAAAGAGCAUUUUUAACAUCAUGGACUUAAGCAACAGCGACAGAAUGCACUUUGACGAAUUUAAGAAUGCGAUAGCGAAUAUGUGA